GGACAAAAACGGCACUGCACGUAAUCAGUUUCACUUUCCUUACGGCGUAAGGCUUACGCUGUGAGGAAAAGAAUGACCAUCUUUAAAUGUUAGCGAAAGAAGACUACCGAUCGUGGAGCAUUUGUAAGAUGGCAGAGCAAGGCAGGACCAUCCGGGUGAAGAAUCUCCCCACAGACAUUGAACAUAACAGGCUGAAAGACAAGUUAUUCAUCCACUUUCUAAGACAGAGGAAUGGAGGAGGGGAAAUAGACUCUGUCGUCAUAGACAGAGCCGGAUCUGCCCUCAUUACAUUUGAGGACAGUGGAGCGGCACAAAGAAUUAUUCAGCGCAGCCAGCACACUCUGGAAGUGGAUGAGAAGAAGUACAGAGUCACAGCAACAGAGCAUCGAGAACGUUUGGAGCCAGACCAGGUCAUCUUGAGCCUAACUGCCACUGUGGAUUGCAGCCUUCUUCCUGGGGGAAUCACGGCUCUGAUCGAUCUUUCUAAGAGUCAUGAUGUCCAGGCUAACUUCACUGAAGUCCGAAAUUGCUAUUCACUGCAAGGCUCCUACUCCGCGGUGCAAUCAGCCUUAACUCAACUACUUGGACAUAGUGGUGGUCCAGAGUCAGCAGAUAAAAAUUCAUCCGAUCUGUCUGCGCCAAGCGGUUCCCGCUCCGUUCAGACACCCCAGAUGACUCAUGCCAAAGUCUCUGAAGAUAAACCUCUUAAGCAAAGAGAAAAACAUCCCAAUGGGAAGACAUCUGAUGGGAAAUCUGGUGGCAAGGACAUAAACGAGAACAGCCGACCUGACAGUGCUGCUCUGCAGCCUCCGUCCACAUCUGCUGAGGAAUCCACUCUUAUCAUGGAUGCAGAUAUGUUUCAGUAUCUACACAAACUCUGCAGGAAGGAAUUCCAGGACAUCCUGGAUCGGUACAACAUAGAGGCUGUAGACGCGACAAGCCAAGGCCUGACCACGCUGCUUCUCAAAGCUACAGAGACAAAGAAGGGCGGAGAGCAGGACCGCUUGAGACGAGCGAAACAGGCUAUAAGUCAGCUUUACCUGGACAAUGAGCGUCAAAUCUGCCGAGAGCAGCUCUCGAAGCGGAUCCUGUUUGGAGACCUGCAAAAAGCCAUGAAGGUUUUAAGCUCUAAAUUUCCAAAACUUCUUCUGAAUGAGGAUGAGCAAAACCUCUACAUUAUCGGGAGCAGCAGCGACAUAUCUGAGGCAAAAUACUACCUUCAAGUAGAAGGCGGCAAGAAAUGGAAACAAGCUCCAGGUUUUCUGGAUCCUAAGACUCCCGUUUCACCUUUUGCGGUUGAAGAAAGAAGCCCUGUCAUCGCAAGAUCAGCUGAAGGAUCUCACAAUAAAAAAUUGAAGCUGACAUUGAGAUCAUCAGAAAAAGAAAAGAAAGGGGAAACCCCAAAAACGUAUAAACUAGCCGCUCGAUUUAAAGACUCGGGGAUAGCUGGUUUAGGGGAUCGCCCACCAGACUUCACUACCCAAACCAACUCACUGACCAGUAAACAAGCGCAGAUCAGGUCUUCCACAGGGUACGAUGUUCCGGCAGAAAUACCAGUCAUCUCAGACAAAGAAUUCCCCAGGGUUUUAUCCCAAAACACUGGUGAAGACAUCCUAUUUAAAAGUAGAAAAACAGCGUCUCCUUUUAUGGUGGAGACAUUAUCACAGAGCAAAGACAAAAUCGAUUCCACUCCUAUAAAUUCAGAAUACCAGCUUAGUCCUCGUCUAUCCAGUCUGUCAGGAGGCUUCGCACCGUCCCCUCCUGGGUCUGGACACUCACUGAGGCGAGCCAGCAGUUUUUCUGGAACCCCUCAGGAGAAGUCUCCAAAAAGUUCUGAGGAUUCUAGUAAACUGUCAGUCAGAGGGAGGUCCUCCAGCUUCAGUGGUAAAACAGAAAAACCGAAGCAGCAGGUCCAUAGUGAAGAGAUUUCAGAGAUUUCUCAGGUGAUGUGGCUCCACAUUAAGGAUGCGUACAAGACUCGUGUGGAGGACUUGACCUCUGAUAUCCAAAUGAAACAGCGCGUCUCUCCGGACAACAGAAAUCUGACUCUCAUAUUAACAGGAGCAGAUUUAUCUAAAGUCAUGUUAUGUAAGCAACGUUUGCAGAAGUUGGUAGACUCCGUUCGCUCAGAUUUCUCAUUAAAAAGGGUCGCUGUGUCAGAUCUGGGUGUCUCUGACAUGGCCGAUGAAAAUAUACAGGCUUGUUUAUCUGAGAUAAAGAAUUCAUUUAAGAAGGUUAGCGUCCACAUUCUGGACCAGUGCUUCUUUCUUCUUGGUCCAAAGGAGAUGUGCUCUCAAAUUUGUGCCACACUAUUAGAGGUAUUUAAAAGAGACCCUGGACAACACCACUACUCAUAUCCCUCUUUAGGUCAAAGCAAUAGUCUAGACCUUCACAACAACCCCCAAAGGAUCCCAGAGACCCAAACUGCCAAAGCUAAUUGGACCCAUGAAAGUCUGCAAUGGAAAACAACCUACAGUAGCGACUAUGGUAGAAAGGAGUUUGCAAAUGGAUCCUUGCAUUUAUCUCCAGUAACAAAGGAAUACAUAUCCAGGGAGAAAGUGAGCUCUCCAUCUGUAGCAGAGGCACAAGACAACAAGAGAAGGAGAUCUCCACAUGGAGAUGUCUCUGUAACAAGUAGGGAUGCAUGUACAGGUUCUGUCAAUGGCACAGCCCCAAGAAUAACCGAGAAAGAAAGAACAGCAGCUGAUACCCAGAGGAAUGGUUCAAGGCAGAUGCAUACAGAAAUGGAGAAUCCUCUAGACCAACAUUGUUCAAGUCAGAGCAAUCCAGUGGGCUCUUGUCCCUGUGGGGAGAAAAUGGUGUCACUGGCGAGAACUAAAUGUGGGGUCAUCAUGUGCCAAAAGUGCUUGGAAAAAUAUCACACCAGAUGCAGAGUUUGUCCAGAGACAGACCUGACACCCCAAAACAUCCAGGGUAAGAUGAAGAUGUCCAAACUGAACAUGAAGUUACCAGGUUACAACCAGUAUGGUGUUAUCAAGGUCACCUACAGCAUUCCUGAUGGGUUUCAAGGGGAGAGUCAUCCAUCUCCUGGAAAACCAUUUAGGGGAGGAACAUUUGAGGCCUUCUUCCCGAACUGCGAUACGGUACAACAGCUGCUUCCCAGGCUACAUAAAGCCUUCAAAAAGGGACUCACCUUUACAGUGAAAGGCAAGGAAACAGAUGCUAAGGUGGACUGGAACUGCAUCCCACACAAGACCAGCUUAUGUGAGGGCAAAGCAAAAGGUGGAUACCCUGAUUCAAACUACCUAACCCAUUUGACUGAAACCCUUGAGAGAUACGGAAUUGCGUAACAAACAGCAAUGUCUUAUUUAAAGCUUUUAGAGAAGUAUUUUUGUUGUUUUUAUAGCAGAUUUUAAUUACUUCAAUAUGGACUGAAUAUCCUGUCAAUUGUAGAAAUUCUAUGAUGAUAUUUAAUUAUCAUCAUACUGAUCCAGACUUUAUUUCAGGUCGCAGGAUUUUGUCCUCAAAAGUUUCUUAAAGCUUACUAUUUUAAUUUAGUGUAAAAUAAAUGAAAAUGUUAUUUUUCUGAGUUUUUUUUAAUGAAACAAAGUUUUCACACAAUAUUUUGUGCACAACACUUUUUUAAGGAAAGAAAUAAUAUUGUUGUAAGAUAUGUGUAAAAUUUGUCUAAUAAAUCACACAUUUUGUGCUUGAUUGCUCCUCAAAGCAGGCACAGAAAUAAAAAAAAAAGUGAAUUUUUGUUAUGCUUUUGUUUUAUUAGUCCUGGAAAACAUGUAAGGCAUAUGGUAACAUUACACACUGAAGCGUUACAAGCUCUAAAGACCAUGUGGACAACAUGGCACCACGCAGUAAACCCAGAGUCAAGCACAGAAGCAGCAUCAAUUCAAAGGGUUUAAAAAACAAAGUUGUUUGCUAGAAGUGUGUUUGCAGCCAUGAGACAAACCUAAAGCUUCAACACAGGAACAGACAGGUAAAUGGAAAUUGAGAAAUGAACCUGUUGGGUAUGUCUUGCAAAAGAUUACUGAACACUAGUGGGGGUGUAUUAUGGGAUGGAGGUGAAGCAAGUUUCUAAAGC
This is a messenger RNA of Oryzias latipes (Japanese medaka), 4057 nucleotides long. RefSeq lists its product as uncharacterized. Lineage: Eukaryota; Metazoa; Chordata; Actinopteri; Beloniformes; Adrianichthyidae. Gene Ontology annotation, biological process: Notch signaling pathway; protein ubiquitination. Gene Ontology annotation, molecular function: RNA binding. The record is from RefSeq and is a predicted model, not a curated record.